This is a messenger RNA of Drosophila ficusphila, 1209 nucleotides long. RefSeq names its product endocuticle structural glycoprotein ABD-4 (gene Cpr49Ae). The record is from RefSeq and is a predicted model, not a curated record. Bases 116 to 520 code for a protein of 134 amino acids. Gene Ontology annotation, molecular function: structural constituent of chitin-based larval cuticle. Lineage: Eukaryota; Metazoa; Arthropoda; Insecta; Diptera; Drosophilidae. The transcript has 3 exons. Gene Ontology annotation, cellular component: chitin-based extracellular matrix.
CGGCAUUGGGCAUCAUUAAAUAAAAACGUUCGUUCAAUUAACAACUGCUGUGAACUGAGGCCCCAGUCGAAAGGAUAAUACUACCUUUGGAUUACACUUCUGAGCUUCAAACAAGAUGAAGAACUUUGCACUCUGUCUGCUGGUCGCCGCCUUGAUGAGCUGCUCCCAGGCUGCCCCCCAGAAGGCGGACGAGCCCAUUGCCAUCAUCAGUCAGGAGUCGAACAUCGAGCCAGAUGGAUCCUACAAUUAUGCAUACGAGACGGCCAAUGGCAUCAAGGCUGAGGAGACCGGAACCCUGAAGAAGGCCACCUCCGCGGACACCAGUGACGUGAUCAUCGCCAGGGGAUCCGUGUCGUACACCUCGCCCGAGGGCAACCUGAUCACCCUGAACUACUCCGCCGACGACGAGAACGGUUUCCAGCCGCAGGGCGACCAUCUGCCCACUCCUCCUCCGAUUCCACCAGCGAUCCAGAAGGCCCUCGACUACCUGCUGAGCCUUCCCCCAGCGAAGCGUCGUUAAGCAGAGAGGAUCACCCCUGAUUUUGACCAACGACUCUGACCAACCUCGAUUCGAUUCUGAUGUGUAGAUGCUGCGCUGUUGCUACAAGUUGAUUGCUGCAAAUAUCCUAUCCCGAUCCCGAUCCCGAUCCCUAGACAAUCACACAUAAGACACAAGCCAAGGGCUGGAGCCUCCUCCUCCUCCUCCUCUCUCCACGUAGGAGGUGGUCAAAGGUCGGCCAAAUCCACUGACUGAAGAACACACAAACUCAAACGGAUUUGAGGGACAACAUCACACCACACAUGACAACACGAUGAUACAGAUAACAAACCAGUCUAAUUUCUUGCUUUCUUCCGCCAAAACUCUAUGUAUUCUUCGCGAACUUCUUCAGAUCUUUUAGUCGCCGGAACUUUGCCAUUUUCGGACUCAUGUGAUAUCGUCGAUUUAUCAAUGAAAUCAACAAAGAAAAUGUAAAAAAAAUGAACAAACAAACAAGAAAUUACUUAAAUAAUAUAUACAGGAAUAUUUUCAAUACUUUGUGUAAAUAGUCUGUAAAUUAGAUACAUUUACACGUAGUCUAAGCAAAGAGGUCGACGGGGAUUUCUCAAUCUCAGUCGCCUCGAAACUUAUGUAAACACUUGUGAAGAACUAUGAAGAUAUUCUUUAGCAUUAGCUGCAAAUAAAGAAUUAAAGAUUCUUUCGAAAAGUAA